AUGGAAAUGGGCGGCAUGUUUCUCAACAUACUGUGUUAUGGUGCCGUUGUAAUAAACCCAAUAUGCUAUGGAAUAUCUGAAAUUAAAAAUAAAAAGAAAUUUACAAUAGAAGCGGGAAAGAGAAUUGUUUCAAGUCAUUCAACAAUUACAACUAGAACAGAUUCUUCUGUAGCAUGUACCAGCCUUUGUACAAGCGAUAAAGAUUGUGUCACAGCAAGUUAUGAUAACUUCACAAAACAAUGCAUAUUGGAUUCCGACUGUACCCCAUCGACAGAAAAAUGGCAAAAUGCAGUUCUCAUCCGAAUAAGUGGUAGACCUACUGACUGCUCCGAAAUUCCCAAUGGAAGUAUCAGCGGAGUCUACAAAAUCUUUGCAAACAACAACUGUGUAUCUGUGUAUUGUGAUAUGAAAGGCGAUGGAUGGACGGUGAUCCAAAGACGACAAGAUGGCUUAACAGAAUUUUAUAGAGACUGGUCAGACUAUAAGAAUGGAUUCGGGAGUCUUACAGGAGAACAUUGGCUCGGUAACGACAAUAUAUUCAAUAUUGUGAAUGGAAAGUCUUAUAAGUUGAGAUUUGACAUUAAAAACAAGUCGGGAGAAUGGCGAUAUGCUCAGUAUGAGAUAUUUAAAAUAGCAGAUGAGUCGGAAGAAUACAAAUUAACAUUAGCAGGAUAUAGCGGGAAUGCUGGUGAUGCUAUGUUGAACAAUAAAGACCAGAGAUUAAAUCUGACCGGACAACGAUUCUCAACCAGAGAUCGUGACAAUGAUAUUUUGCCUGAUGGGCAGUGUACUUCCUCACGAAGAGGUGGAUGGUGGUUCAAGUGGUGUUCCUUUUGCAAUCCAAAUGGAAUAUACUUUCCUGAAACUGUAUAUGGUACUGUUGGUAUCUACUGGUAUACAUGGACAAAUUCAUUCGAUGGCAUGCAAUCUGUCACCAUGAAGGUGAAACGUUGAUCCCCAGAAAUUAAAAUAAAAUUUCUACAUUUU
Messenger RNA from Mytilus californianus (California mussel), 987 nucleotides. RefSeq names its product fibrinogen-like protein 1. NCBI's taxonomy places the organism in Eukaryota, Metazoa, Mollusca, Bivalvia, Mytilida, Mytilidae. Bases 1 to 954 code for a protein of 317 amino acids. The record is from RefSeq and is a predicted model, not a curated record. The transcript has 5 exons.